This is a messenger RNA of Hypanus sabinus (Atlantic stingray), 1586 nucleotides long. Its product is annotated as gastrula zinc finger protein XlCGF8.2DB-like. Lineage: Eukaryota; Metazoa; Chordata; Chondrichthyes; Myliobatiformes; Dasyatidae. The record is from RefSeq and is a predicted model, not a curated record. Bases 702 to 1586 code for a protein of 294 amino acids. Gene Ontology annotation, molecular function: DNA-binding transcription factor activity; RNA polymerase II cis-regulatory region sequence-specific DNA binding. The transcript has 3 exons. Gene Ontology annotation, biological process: regulation of transcription by RNA polymerase II.
UCUCUUCGCGCAUGUUCACAGUCUCCGGCUGGACGGUGUUAUCUUCUCCGCUCAGAGCUGAAGUAGGUCGGCUGUGUUAUCGGGAAAGACUUUCGUCUCUUCCGUCGGGAUCACUGUCUGCGGGCCGAAGAUAUCACUUUCCCAUCGACCUGCAGUGAGAGAUUUAUUGGAAGAAAACCCACGACUGAAGACAAGGGAACAGCAACAUGUGAACCAGCCCGAGGAUUGAGAGCAUCAACUGGAGAGGACCCAUCUGACUCUGAGAUUCCAGUGAUUCGGUCAGGAGAAAGUUGUGUUAAAAACAAGAAGGAAUUUGUCUCCAGGAAGUUCAAACAUGGCACACCAGUUUGGUUGUUUCUGUCCAGAUAUUUAAGAAGUGGAGCAAGGGAUUCAAUCGAUCAUCCUUCCUGCUCAGAUUGUGGGGAGGGAUUCACUCGGUCAUUUUACCAACUGGCACGCCCUUCAUUUUACACAGGAGAAAGUCUAUUCACCUGCUCAAAUAGAGGGAAUGGAUUCACUCGGUUAUCACAAUUGAAGGUACAUCAGCACAUUCACACUGGGCAAGGCCAUUCACCUGUUCUGUGUGUGAGAAAGGAAUCAGUCAGUCUUCCCACCUGUGGACACACCAGUCAGUUCACUCUGGGCAGAGGCUGGUGAUCUGCUGAAUAUCUGGGAAAGGAUUCACUCAGUCAUCUGACCUAAUGGCACACCAGCGUGUUCACACUGGGGAGAGGCUGUUCACCUGCUCAGAGUGUGGAAAGGGAUUCACUCGGUCAUCCACCUUACUGGUACAUCAGCGAGUUCACACUGGGGAGAAGCCGUACACCUGCUCAGUCUGUGGGAAGAGAUUCACUGAGUCAUCCACCUUACAGAAUCAUCAGCGAGUUCAUACUGGGGAGAAGCCGUUCACCUGCUCAGAAUGUGGGAAGGGAUUCAGACAGGUAUCCCAUCUACUGAGUCAUCAGCGAGUUCACACUGGGGAGAAGCCGUUCACCUGCUCAGAAUGUGGGAAGAGAUUCGCUCACUCAUCCAACCUACUUAGUCAUCAGCGAGUUCACACUGGAGAGAGGCCAUUCACCUGCUCAGAGUGUGGGAAGGGAUUCACUCGGUCAUCUCAACUACUGACACACCAGCAAGUUCACACUGGGGAGUGGCCUUUCACCUGCUCAGAAUGUGGGAAGGGAUUCACUGAGUCAUACACCUUACUGGUACAUCAGCGAGUUCACACUGGGGAGAAGCCUUUCACCUGCUCAGAAUGUGGGAAGAGAUUCACUCAGUCAUCCAAUCUACAGAGACAUCAUCGAGUUCAUAUUGGGAAGAAGCCGUUUACCUGCUCAGAAUGUGGGAAGAGAUUCGCUCACUCAUCCAACCUACAGAGUCAUCAGCGAGUUCACACUGGGGAGAAGCCGUUCACUUGCUCAAACUGUGGGAAGAGAUUCACUCGGUUAGCUAACCUACAGAGACAUCAGCAAGUUCACACUGGGGAGAAGCCAUUCACCUGCUCGGUCUGUGGGAAAGGAUUCACUCAGUCAUCCCAAAUACUGGAACACAAGUCAGUUCAUAGUGGGGAGUGGCCAUUGUUAUGA